CGUGCAUCGUGACCUUAGACGCUUAGCCAUUUGUGAUGCAUUUUUGAGCUGCUGCCCCGAACUUCCGAAACAGGAACCGACCCUUUUGGGGCUUUUUUGGCGACGACUUCGCGACUUACUUUACAUUGACUUCCGUUCUGAGAAUUUCAGGAUGCCUUCUAUCGAUGUAAAGGCUGAGGACCGGCGGAUUCUGAAGCAGAAAAUCGAGGACGUCAAUGCGCCGAAGUUCACGAAACACGUUGGUGUGACCAAUCAAUCAACAAUGCCUUGCAACCUGUACAGUAAAUGUGAUUCCAUUAUACCGGAGGAACCACCGCCUGCAACUUAUGACAGCCCGCCCCUCAAGAGUAAUGAAAUGAUUAACACUUACAAGACGUUGCCGACAAAGCCCGGUGUUGGGUCUGAGAUGGCAGUAAAACAACCUUCAAAGGAAUCCCAAACAGUUGAAAAAGCUUCCAAGCUUGCAGGAAAUAUGAAGAAUGGCAGUGAUGAAAACCAAAAGCCACAGGCAACCACCUCAAAGAAAUCUAAACCACGAAGCUUCAGCUUACUGGAAAUGAGUUACAAGGACAAGGAGGGCAAAGGUCAUGGUCGUCUGGUCCGACAGAGAAGUGUGAAGUUCUCUUAUGAGAAGGAAACCCACAAGCUGAGUCAUGCAGCUAGUGCGCCGGCUGCCAUAAGCGAGGCCCUAGAGUCUCAGGUAGAAGAUGAAGUCUUCACAGAAGAGAAAGAAAAGAAAGAUGACAACAAGACACUGGAAAGUGGGAACAACUCGUCAUAUGCUCCAGCAGAUGUUGACAGCUCUGGCAAGAAAACAGAGAAAGAGGGGGGCACAGAAGAUGCAGACGAGAAAACUGAGCCGGUUGUCGAGGAUGAGAGAAAGGCAACUGAGAGAGUGGCAGAGGAUGCUGAGAAAAGGGAAAAAGAAAAGAGCGCAUUGGUGGAGGAAGUAGGGGAAGAGGCAAAGAUGCCUGGAAAGGCUGAAGAGGAGAAAGUCUCCAAGGAUGCAAAUGAGAAGUCCAAGACAGAGGGAGGGACCUCACUUGUGCAGAUGCUGACACAAGACUUGCAGACAGCACUGCGUCUUGAAGACGGCGGUGAGAAAGAUAAGACGGAGGUGAAGGCUGAGGGGGAGGUCUCUGCCCUGGCUGAUGACUUGCAGCAAAGUUUGUCUCUCGAGGGGAAGGAUGACAAAGAGGCGGUCUGCAAAAUGGCAGAAGGAGGCGGAGUUGGUACCUCAGAGAAGGGACAACCCCGACUGAGAGCCAAAGGUAUUCACAGAGAAGAUGCCUUUGGUCAACCAAAUGUCAUCCUAAGCACCAAUAACACCUUCAACCAGCACUGUCAGCAAGGCCAGUGGAUAGCUAGCCAGCCUGCACUUAGCUCACCUAAUUGGCACAUCGGGGCUCAGCCUCAGAACCAACCACUCCCGCCCUUGUCUGUGUUUCUGCGGCCGCCGAUGAAGCCCAGCGGUCAACCCAGUCAGAGUGUGGUCUGCCCUCCAGGACAGAGCAAUCUGACCCGUAUGGUCUACAUGGGUCCCUCCAGAUCCCAGAUGCUCACUGUCAGCAAUCAGUCCAUGCAGCAGCAGUACGCCCAAAAAAACCUCUGCCACAACACCAGCAUGCAACAGCUGCAGACCAGCUACCCACAGAAUUGUUUGCACAGCGGCGGGCCUACAGUCCCCAUGACCCAACCCCAGCCCAUGAAUAUUCCCAAUCAGAGCACUGGGAACCCGAAAGAGGAUGACUGGCCGCCAACACCCGAGGCUCACGACAAUGACAUCUUGGACCGGUCUCCAGUGGAGAAUGAAGAACCCAUGGCUUUUCAGGUGGGAAACCUUGGGAUAGAUUUGAUGGGUACCCCUUCUCCCCAGUCAUCUUGGGAUGGAAGCCAAGCCCCCAGUCUGGCCUCUACAAGCCCUGUUCCUUCCCCCUACACUCCUGACAUCCAGCAGUUGUCUCCAGCCCCGCUAGUUCCUGACGUCAAUAGUCCCUGGUCACCGGAAUCCAACAUCAGCUCCACAGGGGAACCCCCUUCGCCGUGCGGCUCCACCAUCAUCAAAGUAACUGACAACAUGACCUUUGGGAUGGUCACUGUUUCCCCCGUGUCCCCUCACUCUGCCAAGCGUCAGCGGAACGAUUCCAGCACCGAUUCACUUGAGGCUCAAGAGCGAAUCUCGGGCAUCAAGAAGUACCUGCAGACCGGCACGCCUGAUUCUAGCCCUACCUACCAGACUCAGAUGAUGUCCCCACCACAGGUCCCAUCCUACUGCCCUUCCCUUACGCCUCCUUACACCCCUGCUCCUGCACCUGAAAUCCCCCCGCAGGCCUUCAGGAUGCCGUACACCGGCGUAAAUCAGCCCUUUCCUACCACAUGUACGCCUCACCAAGUCCCACCGACACCCCAUCGCACCUACCAGCAGUCGGAUACACCCCCUGAAGGGGAGCUGGAAGCAUUCCGUAAGCAGCUGGCAGAAUGGAGUGUGGAGGAACUCCUGAUGCCAGAUGAAGACAUGGAUACUGUUCUCCAUCUUGCCAUCUGCCAGACGAAGGUCGCCCUCUCUCUGGCCAUCAUUGAACGCAUCUGCAAUUGUAAGCAGAAGGUCUGCCUGAAUGUCAAGAAUAAACUCCAACAGACACCCCUAUACCUGUCGGUGAUUUCCAAUCUGCCGAUACUGACACAGAUCUUGAUCAACUACGGCGCAGAUCUCUUCAUCCGCAACAGGCACGGCAACACACCAUUGCAUGCUGCUGCCAGAAAUGGGAACACCGAAGCCAUCAAGGCGAUUUGCGAAGGUAUGAGCUACUGUGGUUACAGCGAGGAAACCACAAGGGAUCUCUUUGAUACUAUCAACUAUGAUGGCAAGUCAGCACUCAUGCUUGCUGUGGAAAACCAUGGCAACAUGACUCUGGAAGGAGAAUUUAUCAACUGCCAUGAGACCGUCUGCCUCCUGCUUCAAAGCUUCGGAUCGGCACUCCAACAGGAUUCAAACAGCGGUAAGACCGCCCUCCAUUACGCUGUAGAGUUGCAUAAGAUUGAUCUCAUCUUGGACUUGUUGGACAACUGUGAGGACGCGGGAAGACUCGUCAAUAGUCAGAUGUAUGAUGGCAACACGGCGCUGCAUCUGAUCGUCGGCCGCGACCGUCCGGAGCACGAGAUCCUGGAAAUCGUCAAUCUCCUGAUGACGCAUGGCGCUAAUGUUGGUCUGGAGAAUGCCGCGCGUGAGAAACCACAUGAUCUGCUACAUCGUGAGCAUGUUGAGAUCAAAAGACGUCUUCACGGACAAGGUAAUCGCAAGAGGUGAAUAUUUGACCCAUAGUUACCAUGAUGGCAGAAGUUGGUGUCAGAUGUUUUAUUCUUUAGCUUUAUUUUUUAGAAGGUUCCAGACUUCAGAGGAGUAACCUGGUUCCAUUCAUACUGGUUAAAAUUAAUCAUGAGGUUUACAUUACUCUGACGGAUGUAAAAAAUACAGCGUUUUGCUGUCUAUGAAUUUCAGUCUUGAUAUCCAAAGUGGUAUUGGUAUUGAUGCAUUGACAUGGGUGUCACGCUGAAGAUUGACUCUCCUCUACCAAAGUUAAAUUGUUUUGCCGUCAUCAAGAAAAUGUGACCAUGGAUUUGCCGAUAAACAAGCCUGACAGACACACUUUAUGGCGGAGAGUAACAGAACACAUUUUCAGAAUACAAUGUGGGACGUAAAAAAUAUCUAAUUGUGCAUGAAACUCGGUCAGGUGGCCAUGUAAACCUGAUACCUAAUGUUAACCGGCAUUGGUCAACACUGAUCAGGUAUUGCAGUAGAAAACAGGAUGCUGUGCGUUUUGGUUUCUACAAAACUUUCAUUUCCGUUUAGCUUACUGUAUAUAUUGCCUGUAGUGCAUUUUGUGGUUGAGAAUGACAGUCUUUAAAGACAAAAUUAUUUAUCAGUUUUUUGUCACUUUUCAUUAAUUUGAUUAAAUGUAAGAUUUUGACGGAUUUGAUGAGGGGAACAAGGAGUUACAGUAGUACGUAGCUCUUACUUUGGUUUGUUAUCAAUAAACAUUAGUGGCAACUUGAUUUCAUUUUUAAACCAAAUAAGUGCCUCCUAUGGCCAAAUUAAAGAAAUUAUUGUAUAGAUGGAAGAGUACAUUGAAAAGAGACAUGUACAUUACCUGCCACAUAAUACAUGGUUAAUGGCGACAUACCUUCAGGUUGGUAUCACACUUAAUUAAGUCUGUAAAAAUGUUUAUCUGAACAAUUUUUGUUUAAAGGGUGUAACAUUUUAACGAACCUUCAACCUCAAGGUAGACUUUUAUAGAACCAGUACAUACACCGUUUAUUGGUAAAGUUUGGAGUAUUGAAUGGAAGAUGUAGUGAACAUUAUCAAAUGACAAUAUAUUAGUCUGUACAUUUAUAUGAAACUGUUGCCGUGGUAAUUGUGAUGUAUCAUACUCAGAUGCCCUGUUUUGGGGGUUGAUCACAUGACCCGCCCCCUCACGGUGCCUUCUUAAACUUCCAAUUUGUUUCAUUGCUCUGAUAUUGUUCUGAAUGAAUUACACUUGUACUUCACUCAACCAAAAGAACUUUGUAAACUUUUCCUAAAUUCAGUUAGAAAUUUAGUACAACUGCAAAUUGUGUUUGUAUAUGUGAACCAAUUUUUAUUCUUUUCCUCAACAUCUUUGCCCGUGUACAGGUGGCUUUGUUGCCAUUAAAAUAGAAAAUGAUCGUUACAUUGAUUAUGUAAUCUCUGAAGCAUCUUAUGAAUAAUGCAGUCGUAAAUAUUUGAUUUUAUUGAUAACUCUAACAUACUCAGACACUUAUUUACUUUUGUUUUGCAUAUCUAUUGUUUUUAAUCAUGUAAUUGACAGGACUGGACUUCAGUGGUGGAAACAAAUUAGUAUUUGUUGUGGGUGGAGUUGAGUCCAGAAAUGCAAGGGGUGGCAUUCAGAAUGAGGUUUGACACGUUGAAAUCUGACCUUGAAGUUAAACUGACUACAUUUUAAACUGUAAAUUGUUAUCUCAUCGACCAGAAAUAAUCCAUAAUUGCAUGCUAAAUUGUAGACAGUUCUUUAUUUCUUCAACUUGCUUGUAUAUAUAGCAAACAUACAUGUUAAAAGGUAAAGUUGUUAUGUACGGUUCAAAACAUAUUUCAGUGUAUUGUUUGACACGCCAGAAUUUAAGGUAAGUUUGAACAUUUGAAAAUCUUUGGCCACUGUAGCUAGGAAUAUGAUUUAAUUUUGCCUUGACCAAGAGUAGUAUCAAUGAAAGCUUGAUUUUAAUAAUUCGUUGAAUAGAAAAUGAAGCCAAAUCCUACAAGUUUAGAGACAGUCAAAACACUCCUUCAGGAAUUUUUCAAUUCUACCGUGAAACAGUUCUGCCGCUUUGUAAAAAAACCUUGAAUACCAUGCUCACAUAGUGCAGCCAACUGACCUCAUUGUAAACCCUAGUUAGUGUAAAUUGAUGAAUGGUGUAUAAAGUCCCUGCUAUAUUUGGAGAUGAGGGUAUUUGGCAAACAGUCGUUACAGACCCCAGUUUUGUUAUAAUUAAUGGUAAAAAGUACUAAGUACAUAGCCUCGUUAUUUUUAGAACAAGUGAUUUUUAUAAUUCACCAGUUAUAAUAAAUAAAAUACAUGUCAUGGUAUUGUAAA
Molecule: messenger RNA, 5624 nt
Organism: Acanthaster planci (crown-of-thorns starfish)
Lineage: Eukaryota; Metazoa; Echinodermata; Asteroidea; Valvatida; Acanthasteridae
Biological process (GO): cellular response to tumor necrosis factor
Cellular component (GO): cytosol
Molecular function (GO): NF-kappaB binding
Source: RefSeq, a predicted model, not a curated record